This is a messenger RNA of Cryptomeria japonica (Japanese cedar), 1251 nucleotides long. RefSeq names its product tetrapyrrole-binding protein, chloroplastic. Bases 64 to 672 code for a protein of 202 amino acids. The transcript has a single exon. Gene Ontology annotation, biological process: chloroplast-nucleus signaling pathway. The record is from RefSeq and is a predicted model, not a curated record. Gene Ontology annotation, cellular component: chloroplast. Gene Ontology annotation, molecular function: tetrapyrrole binding. Lineage: Eukaryota; Viridiplantae; Streptophyta; Pinopsida; Cupressales; Cupressaceae.
AAAGUUGAAGCAUUUGCACUAUAUCAUUCCACGAUAUCUGCAAGGCGGGCGUUGGCAACAGCAAUGGCGAUGGGAGCAGGUCUGAGAGGAGGAGCGAGGGUGGAAACCCAUUUAUCGUUUGAGAGGGGGAACCCAUUUAUGUCAUAUCAAAACAAGCAUAAACUGAGGAGGAGAAGUGGGUUUGCAGUUGCAGGAUUAUCAUACCAAGUUCUGGAGCAGAGAUUAGGGUCAGGGGAAUGGGCUUUAGCAGACCAAGAGACAAGGCGGCUGCUGCUGGUUCUGGCAGGGGAUGCCGCUGUCAAGAGAAAUUAUGUGUUUUUCUCAGAGGUUCAGUUCAUCCCUGCCUCUGAUCUCCAGACCAUUGACCAGCUAUGGAGGAAGCACAGCAACAGCCGCUUUGGGUACAGUGUGCAGCGAAGGAUCUGGAACAAGGUCAAUCGGGACUUCACUGAAUUCUUCAAGAAGGUGGGCUGGAUGAAGCGCCUGAAACAGGGGGAGGGCGAGCAGGAGUAUUACAGUUAUAGGUCAUUUCCAGCUGAAUUUGUUUGGGAUUUGGGGGAUUCUACACCUGAGGGUCAUUUGCCAUUGACUAAUGCUCUCAGAGGGACUCAGCUCCUUGCUACCAUUCUCCAACAUCCUGCCUUCCAUGACCAGGAUCAGCAGCUGCUGUAAAUGCCAUUCUGUUUUUCUCUCUCUCAAUCAAUUGGGUAUUUCCCUUGAGAGCAAUUUGGUCUUUUCCUAUUUAAUGCAGACCUUUCAAGGUUAGUUUUGAGUUGUGCUUAUCUUCCCCCUGUCUUGUUUUUCAUAGUAUUGUUAAAAUCCAAAUAGACCAAUUUCAACUUUUGAUGUUAUCUACACCCCAUAGACAGUCCUAGUUGUAAAGAUGUGAGUCCAUUCCUGAUCAAGACAGUGCUGUUGUUUCUCUGUUAUGGUCGGCACGGUCUUAUCUUACAGUAUGAGAAAAAUCUGUGGCGCUUCUCUGUUAUGUUCAAGCUGGCGUUUCCAAUGGUAUGUAGGACUUGCUCUAAGAACAGCGGAGUGAAUUUUGGAAUAGCAUGAUUAUCAAUAGACUUUUUGCUAUUUCCAUUCUACUGUUGUGCCCCAUUCUUGUAUCUGUGUUUCCAAUCAUAUGUGGCUAUUAAUUUCAUUGGGAAAAAAACUCUAAGACCAAUGCUUUGGGAAAUACUUACUUUGUUUUCCCACUUGAUCCUUUCCAAUAUCAUUGAGGAAAACUGAUGGAUUACAGACUGA